UCAUGUUACACAUGGUUCAGUAGAGGAAGAACUGUACUGAUGUCAUCUCCUUCACCAGACCGUGAUACCAUAGCCUAUAAUCAACUUAAUUCACCCCCUGCGGAUUCCACCCGUGUGAGGGAGUCCUCACUAUGCCGGCAUCCAACCAGGGCUGGCCAGAGGAGUUUGGUUUCCAGCUGGGGGGCAAUGGCCCCAGCUACAUUGUGUCUGUGGAGGAGGGCAGCAGUGCCAUGCUGUCAGGCCUGCAGCCUGGAGACCAGGUGCUGGAGAUCGAGGGUCAAGACGUGUCCACCCUCAGCGCCCAGGAGCUCAUUGCCUUGGCCCAGUCACAGAAGAACAUCCCCCCCAGCAUCGGGGUGGUCUCACGCAUCCAUCAGAUGGACAUCACCCCAGGCCCUGAUGGCCGAUUUGGCUUCACCAUUGUAGGAGACUGCCCCCUCCUGGUGGAGGACUGCUCCCCAUUCUCGCCAGCGGGUCGCAACGGGCUGCGUGCGGGCGACUACGUCAUGGAGGUGAAUGGCAUCCCGGUGAAGGACCACGAGACGGCGGCGGCGCUGAUCAAGGCAUCGCAGGGCCGCACGCUGCGCCUGGGGGUGCUCUGCAUGGGCAGCCGCCAGAAGCGCCACAGCAACAGCAUCGACGACUCGCAGCCGGGCAGCGACGGACUCCGGCUGGACCGCAAGCACAAGGCCCUGGAGUUCAACAAGAGGAUUGACCAAGUGCUUGGUGACGAGCCCGAGGUGAAGGAGAAACUGUUUGCUGUUCUGAAGCAGUACGCUGCGGAGAGGAAAGUGGAUUGGCUGGCCUCCGUCCUCCCUGACAUUUUGACCAAUGAGGAGCAACAGAAGCUCAUUGCUAACAUCAGGAUCUUCAUUCCCAAGAAGCACCGGCAGCGCCGGCCAGGCCGUGUCGCCCUGAGCCCUGAUCGGCGUGUGCGGCCGGGCCGCAGGGGAAGGUGGGAGGCGGGCGGCGGCUCCCGCCGCAGCCGCAGCCAGGAGCACCACGAGCGGCAGCACGGCUCCAAGCGCACCAGCUCCGUGCCCCGAGACCCCACCGAGAACGGCUUGCGCAAGAGUGCCACCGCCAACAUCCCCACCCUGCCCAACCAGAGGACGUUGAGGGUUAACAGGGGAAAGAAGAGCUUUGGCUUCACCCUCCGGGGUCAUGCACCUGUGUGCAUCGACUCUGUGAUUCCAGACAGUCCAGCGGAGGACUGUGGUCUCAAGCCAGGAGAUCGAAUUCUGUUUCUCAAUGGCCUGGACAUGAGGAACUGCUCCCACGACAAGGUGGUGUCCAUGCUCCAGGGCAGUGGCGCCAAUCCCACACUGGUGGUGGAGGAGGGCCCGGCCUCAUACUCGCCGUCCGACUCGGAGGAGGCUGACCAGUCGCCCCCGCCGCCGCUGCCCCAGUCACGCUCGUCCGCCCUCAGCUCGCUGCAGUGGGUGGCCGAGAUCCUGCCACCCAGUAUCCGCGUCCACGGCCGCACCUUCAGCCAGACCCUGGAGCACGUGCUGACCGGGCAGGAACGCUACAGCAUCUGCAAGUCCCUGGAGACCUUCUUUCAGCACAGGAAUGUGGACACGCUGAUCGUGGACAUCUAUCCUGUGCUGGACACGCCGGCCAAGCAGGUGAUCUGGCAGUUCAUCUACCAGCUGCUGACCUACGAGGAGCAGGAGCACUGCCAGAGCAAGAUCUCCCGCUUCCUGGGCUUCAAGUCGGCAGAGCCAGAGCUGGGCUCCGAGAGCCACCGGCGGAGCAGCUCCAUGCGGGUGACGGGGACGUCGCACCGGAACAGCGUGCGAGAGCGCAGCUCCGACGACUGCAUCAUCGGCACUCACCUGGGAAUGGGGAUGUACACUGAGCCGGGGGCCAGGCCCACGCCGGAGGAGAGGCAGUGCGGAGACGGCACCUCCUUCCCCGAGUCGCCCAGCAUGAACCAUCAUAUGUCAGGAGUGUACACCGAGCUGGAGGGUGUGUACACAGGAAAGAGUGCAACAUCCUUCCAGGGUCACUCAUCCCCAGCCAACAACGGCGGGCAACCAGAGGGCCAAACACACCCCCGCUCGUCCUUCUCCUCAGGGACCCGAAAGUCUGGCCUGUCUCUGUCAUGGAAGGAACCCAACUCCCAUUUCGAGUUCUACCCCACUUCGGCCGAACCUUCGCCGGGCAGCGUGGAGUCCAACCCUUACGUGACCCUGGACAGCCCGCUGCCCUCGCCCAACUUCCCUUCGCUGGCUGCCGACGACGGGCUGCCCAGUCCGCUGUCACGGCGCCGCAAGCUCUUCACCUUCUCCCGGCCGCCCCGCAGUCGCGACACCGACAAGUUCCUGGACGCCCUCAGCGAGCAGCUCGGCCACCGCGUCACCAUCAUCGACGACUUUGUGGGCGGAGAGAACGACUAUGAGGAGAUGAGUUUCCAGGACGAGCAGGAGGCGAACGCGUUGCGCCGGCAACUGAGCAGUGCCAGCAGCGACAUGCACAGCAGCAGUGACGACACCAACUCCCUCACCUACUCGUCCGGCUCUGACCACAUCCCGCCGCCGCCCCAAAGCCCCCCGCCCCCGCCUCCCCCCAUCCAGUUCACUGACCCCCCGCUGCCCAUCGCGUUGCCCCCCGAGCCGCUGCCCCAGCCGCCGCUGGCCUUCCAGCACCACCCCAUCAUCCCGGUUCCGCCCCCGCCUCCCCCGUGUCCGUUCCUGGCCGGCCGGCCGCCGCUCAACAAGGUGCUGCCCACCAGGGAGGACCUGCAGGAUCGCCGCCGUCACCACCACCACCACCAAAACCAGCUACGCCACCAGCACUCCCAGCAGCAGCAGCAGCAGCAGCAGUCCCAGUCUAACCCAGGGGCGCACACCUCCCCCCAGCCCCGAUCCCACGCCUCCAGCCACCAGCUCCAUCACCCGCACCACCGGAGCCAGACGGCCAUGUUCCCUUCGCCCCAGUGCUCCCCCCAGCCGCUGCGCGCCGCGCAGCCUGCGCAGCCCCACGCGCCGCACCCCAUCCUCCCCAACCAGCCCCAGCUCUCGUCCUUCCUCGCCCGGCAGAGCAGCAGCCCCUCGGCCAGGCCCCAGCAGCCGCACGCCGCCCUGCCCACCAGCCAGACCUACGAGAGCGCCCUCAACCAGAAGGUGCCCCCGCCACCCCCACCGCCGCUGCCCCCCUGCGAGCCCCCGCCCCUGCCCAAGCCCUCCCCGAGCGCCAGCGACUCCAAUCAUAUGAGCGUGAAGAGGCUGCGCUGGGAGCAGGUGGAGAACUCCGAGGGCACGAUCUGGGGACAGCUUGGGGAAGACCCAGAUUAUGAUAAACUCAGUGACAUGGUGAAGUACCUCGAUUUGGAGUUGCACUUUGGUACACAGAGGAGUUCCAAACCCACCUUCCUCCCCGAGAGCUUUAAAAAGAAAGACGUGAUCGAGAUCCUCUCCCACAAGAAGGCCUACAACGCUUCCAUCCUGAUAGCGCAUUUGAAGCUGUCCCCUGCUGAGCUGCGACAGGUCCUCAUGACCAUGAGCACCGAGCACCGCCUGGAGCCGGCUCACAUCAGACAGCUGCUGCUCUACGCCCCCGACGACGAGGAGGUCAAGCAGUAUGAACGGUUUGACCAGGACCUCACCAAACUCAGCGAGCCAGACCAAUUUGUCCUCCAGAUGUUAUUGGUGCCUGAGUAUAAGACCAGGCUGCGUAGUCUCCAUUUUAAGACCACUCUCCAGGAGAAGGUGGAGGAAAUGAGAGCUGGCUACGAGUGCAUCUACAAAGCCUCCCUGGAGCUUAAGAGUAGCAAGAAGCUGGCAAAGAUCCUGGAGUUUGUGUUGGCAAUGGGGAAUUACCUGAACAAUGGUCAACCUAAAACAAAUAGAACAACUGGAUUUAAAAUUAACUUCCUCACUGAGCUCAGCACAACAAAGACUGUUGAUGGAAAGUCAACGUUUCUCCACAUUCUUGCCAAAUCACUAUGCCAACAUUUCCCAGAGCUUCUCAACUUUGCCAGGGACCUUACAACCGUGCCACUUGCUGCUAAAGUCAACCAGAGAACCAUCACUACAGACCUCACAGACCUCCACUCAACCAUUGAAGACAUCCGGACUGCCUGUCUAAAGAUCCCACCCACAGCCGAGGAUCGCUUUGCAGUCGUCAUGAGUAGCUUCUUGGAGAACAGCCACCCGGCAGUGCAGUCCUUAGAUUCACUCCAGCAGAGGGCCAUCGAGGAGUUCAGCAAGGUGGCGUCCUUCUUCGGUGAGGAUGGCAAGGCCACCACCACUGAGGCCUUCUUCGGCAUCUUUGCAGAGUUCACCUCCAAGUUUGAGCGUGCGUUACAUGAAACCCAGGCCACUGAAAACCCACGAAGCCCACGCAUGACCUCUCCUCUUGCUUGGUGAGAAGCAGACAUAUCAACGAUUCUUGACCAAUGUGCCAACAGCUCGAAUAGCGAAGACCGUGGAGAGGGAACACAUUCCAAACAUUGUAUGGAAUUUGUUCAGGCAGUAUGGCCAAACUUAAUCAAGGGUAAAGUUUUAUGUGAGCUCUAUUGCCUGAUUCAGACUGAUUCAGACUUUUACUUAAAAUGUCAUAGUUAAUACCAGAUGUUCAGGAGAUAUAAAUAUAUAUAUAUAUUUAUUUAUAUAGUGUUUGAUCAUAUUUGACAGUGGAAUUGUGCAGCAUGUGUAUGGACCUAACAAAGAUUUCUGAAUGCCAGUGGCAAAGAAUGUACCCAGAGUAUAUAUUGUGUUUAGUUUGGUAAGAAUGAUGUUCUGAUAUAUGUGGCCAGGAUCUGUUUUGUUUACUGCCCCCCUUGCAUCCAUGGUUUCAGUAGUGAAAUAGACAUUACAGUCAUGCAGCAAAAGAACUUGUACAUGGUAAAGAAGAUAAAUACAUGCUAUGUUAAUGGAUCACAUGCAAAUUCCAAAAUGAUCAUGAUUUUACAAAAGAUUCAGUAUUGAAAUGCUACAUGUCCUGACGUUAUAGUAAUACAGUGUAGUUUAAUUUAUGUGGCAUUUGGCAAUUUCAAAAUAUGUUCUAAUCUGGAUUUUUGCUAGUUCAUUUAUUAUUACAUACCCACCAUAUUUAAGACCAGUGAGUAGCCUAGCAUGUGGCAUAGGGAACAGUUUGUGUGUUUCAGUCCUCUCAAAGCUGAGUAUUGACUAAAAGAACAAGAUAUUCUGGCACUGUUGGUAUAAUUAUUUGUAAAGCAGUCACUGUCGUGGUUUUUUUCUCAGUCUUAUUAUUUAUUUUUGUACAGUCAUUACUUUAAUUUGAUUAAUGGUGGAGUCAAUAUGUUAUUGUCUCCUUGAUAAGAGCAGAAUCAGAACAUAUUUAUGUUUAUUGUUUUGAAUACAUAUGAAGUGUUUUUUGUUCUGUCUUUCUUUUGUCUUCCCCCCUUCAGCUGUGUAGCUUGGUUCAUUUUAGGCCUUAUAGCUGAAUGUAAACCAAAAAUCUCAAAACAGCCCCACAUAUUCUGUCACAGAUUCAUUAUAACUUUUGCUUGUGACAAAAUAGCCUAAUUGGCUGCUGUGAUGUCAAUACCCUUUAUUUAUUUGUGUCUAAUUAUGUAAUUUAUAUGUUUUUAUGUUAUAAUGUAUCUCAGUAUCACUGUUCUGUAGUACAGCUACUGGCUUCAGUAUGUGGGCCAUAGACUUAUAAAUGCCGCUUGAUGUAUGUGUUUUAUAAUAUUGUGAGAAUAAAUUUGCUUUUGCUGACCAA
Messenger RNA from Alosa alosa (allis shad), 5694 nucleotides. It is a transcript of the gene grid2ipb, whose product is annotated as glutamate receptor, ionotropic, delta 2 (Grid2) interacting protein, b. NCBI's taxonomy places the organism in Eukaryota, Metazoa, Chordata, Actinopteri, Clupeiformes, Clupeidae. Bases 132 to 4373 code for a protein of 1413 amino acids. The transcript has 23 exons. Gene Ontology annotation, molecular function: protein binding. The record is from RefSeq and is a predicted model, not a curated record.